Molecule: messenger RNA, 1930 nt
Organism: Gracilinanus agilis (Agile Gracile Mouse Opossum)
Lineage: Eukaryota; Metazoa; Chordata; Mammalia; Didelphimorphia; Didelphidae
Gene: THAP11
Product: THAP domain containing 11
Exons: 1
Coding region: 93-992 (299 amino acids)
Biological process (GO): regulation of transcription by RNA polymerase II
Cellular component (GO): nucleoplasm
Molecular function (GO): RNA polymerase II cis-regulatory region sequence-specific DNA binding
Source: RefSeq, a predicted model, not a curated record
GGUCCUCCGAGCUUUUCGGGCCCGAGUGGUCCGCCGGCUGCUGGGGCGGCCGAGGCCCGAGGCCGGGGCCGUCGGCGGACCGGGCCGCCGCGAUGCCGGGCUUCACGUGCUGCGUGCCGGGCUGCUACAACAACUCGCACCGGGACAAGGCGCUGCACUUUUACACCUUCCCCAAGGACGCGGAGCUGCGGCGCCUGUGGCUUAAGAACGUGUCCCGUGCCGGCGUCAGCGGCUGUUUCUCCACUUUCCAGCCCACGGCUGGCCACCGCCUGUGCAGCGUCCACUUCCAGGGCGGCCGUAAGACCUACACGGUGCGCGUCCCCACCAUCUUCCCUCUGCGCGGAGUCAACGAGCGCAAGGCGCGGCGGCCUGGGGCCGGUGGGGCGGCCGGGGCUGCUGCCCGACGGAGGCAACAGCAGCAGCAACAGCUACAGCUGCAGCAGUUGCAGCAGCAGCAGCAGAACCCCCAGCAGCCGCAGCCACAACCCGCAGCGCUUCCGGCCCCCUCGCAGGCAUCCCUGGUGUCCGCCUCAGCCGCAGUACUGCUUACCCUGCAGGCGGCGGUGGACAGUGGCCCCACUGCCGCUGCUGCGCCCCCGCAGCCCCCAUCCGGGGAUGACGUGAAGCCCAUCGACUUGACAGUGCAGGUGGAGUUCGCCUCGGCAGAAGGGGCCGCUGCCCCGGAGCUCGGUGUCCCCGCUGCGGUGCCGGCCGCGGCUUCCGGGCCCAGGCUGGUGGUGGUGGGCGAGGAGGGCUUCCCCGACACGGGCUCGGACCACUCCUAUUCCCUGUCGUCGGGCACCACUGAGGAAGAACUGCUUCGGAAGCUGAACGAACAGCGAGAUAUCCUGGCCCUGAUGGAGGUUAAGAUGAAGGAAAUGAAAGGCAGCAUUCGCCACCUGCGACUCACAGAGGCCAAGCUUCGGGAGGAGCUCCGAGAGAAGGACCGGCUGUUGGCCAUGGCUGUUAUUCGCAAGAAGCACGGGAUGUGAGGAAGGCUCCUGUAUCCUGCCUGCCCCCAAAACUGAACUCCUGGGUUACCAUCUGCCUGCCAGCUCUGCCUGGGCUCAGGGUAGCCCCUGCCUUCGACAACAGUUGGACUCCUGGACAGUACCCCACUCUCCCUCCCCCUUCCUCUGCAGUUGGACUUCUGGCCUGGCAUCCUUGACUGCAGACAGAGUGAGCCCAGGCACCCUCACUUGUUGCCUCCUAUCCUCAGACUUUCUGACAUACUACUGCACUUAGCCCAAACACCUUCUUGAGGCAGGGGCCUGGGGUGGCUGGGGCCCCCAAAAUUUUGUGCAUGUCAUGCCAGCUGCUAUGACCGGAACUUGUUCAGCUGUUUGUUUGGAACUCUUUUUAUGACCAUAGGAUUUAAAGUGAUCACUGUUUGGAACUCAUCCCUUAGGGUUAUGGGUGGGGAGGCUGGCUCCAGAGAACCCAUAUUGGGGGGAACAUGACCUUGGAGAUGAUCUGAGACAGCCCCUUUGUGUGUAGUGAUAAAGGCAGAGCUGGAACCCAGGUCCCGAGAAGCAUCCAAUGCUUAUUCCCUCUUCCUCCUGUCCCUCCACCUUUCAGCUUUUCCUUUCCCUAUCCCAGUUUUGGACUGUGAUUCUAAUAGGGGGAUGUGAUAAACUGGAGUCAGAUCUAUUAAGUUUUUCCUGGGUGGUGUGAGCAGGAUGCUUCCCUCUCUUUCUCUUAUCUGACAAUUUGUCUUUAAGGGGGAGCUGGGUAACCUUUCUGAGGUAAACCCAAUUUGCCAGGGACUUGGUUUUUUUUUUUUUUUUAACCAAAAGGAAAAAAACCAAACCUAUCCUGGUGAUAUGUUUGCUACUGGUUACAAAAAUUAUAUUUUCUGUACAAUUAGACUAAAGUUUUCACUGUGUCCUGUUUGGCAAAGCAAAUUAAAAAUGUAAGGUUUUUAUUUGGG